Molecule: messenger RNA, 1381 nt
Organism: Ipomoea triloba (trilobed morning glory)
Lineage: Eukaryota; Viridiplantae; Streptophyta; Magnoliopsida; Solanales; Convolvulaceae
Product: probable transcription factor At1g61730
Exons: 1
Coding region: 78-1199 (373 amino acids)
Biological process (GO): regulation of DNA-templated transcription
Cellular component (GO): nucleus
Source: RefSeq, a predicted model, not a curated record
GCCACAAAAAAAUGGCUACACCGCUUCAGUGAUCUUUGCCUCCGCCUCCUCGUCUUCGUCUUCUGGCAGCUCAGAAAAUGGCUAAAACUCGAUCUGAACUCAAGAAAUCCGUAGCAGCAGCAGAAGAAGAAGAAGAAGAAGAUUCUUCAACAGACAAUGAAGGUUCGGAAUCCGACUCAGAAUCGGAGCAAACCCAAACUCAAAUGCAGAUUGCCAAAAGUCCACCCGCGGCGGCAACGAAGGUCACCGAAGCAUCAUCUACGCAAGCCAAAACUCAGGCCGCUUCGUCGUCUGAGACUGAUUCCGAUUCCGAGUCCGAGUCUGAAAGACCCGCCCCUAUUGUUAAACCCACGGAUCAACCACGAGAAUCCGCCCAAACCAAGCCGAGAAAAUCCGGUGCCGAAGCUAAACGCCCGGCCCCUGCUGCGGACAGAGAAGUCACAGAAUCGAAGAGGCAGAAGCGAAAUCCAGAAUCCGCGGUAGAAAUCUCUGAGAUUAAACCAUCGGAAGAAGACUCGAAGAAACAGCUAUUCCAGAGAUUGUGGAGCGAAGACGAUGAAAUAGGUCUUCUGGAGGGAAUGAUCGAGUACACGGAGAAGGAGAAUGCCGAUCCGCAUACCGACUUGGACGCGUUUCACGAGUUCAUACGAAAUUCUCUGCAUUUCACAGUGAGCAAACACCAGCUGCAAAAUAAGAUGAAGCGGAUGAGGAGAAACUACAUAAACAACGCCGGAAAGGGGAAGUCAUUCUCGAAACCUCACGAGCAAAAAACCUAUCAACUGUCCAGUGAAAUAUGGGGGAAGGAGGAUGAGAAAAUCGAGGAUAACAACCAAGUAAGAAUUGUUCACGCUCUGAUGGCCUGCAAUGGAAGUCUCAAAGAAGAAAAAAUCAAUAAAAAUUCGACGAAGAAAGCUCCGGUUGUUCAGGACGCUAUUGAAACGCCUAAGGCUUAUGCCGCUGCUGCUUCGAGUGGAUGGAUGAAUGGCGUGAAGAGAAUGGAGGGUGAGAACAUCGGCAGAUUUAAUUUACAGUGGCCAUUUAUGGAGAAGAACAAGGGUAUUGUGAUCAGUGAGGAGAAGAGAAAGGAGAUUGAGAAGAAGCGGAAAGCUGUGGUGGUAGCUGAGCUCGAUCUGUUCUUGAAGGAGCUAGAUCUGAUUCAAGAACAAGCGAAGGCGACUUUGGACGCCAUGAAGAAGUAGUCCUGCAAACGAGGGAUCACUCAAACAGUUUUUUGCCCUCCCCUCCCUCUGUUUUCAUAUUUUGCUAAAUCAAACAUGAACGCUGGAAUCCAAUCCUCUUUGCAAAUAAAUUAUUAGUACUUGGUAUUUUCUUGUCUUCUCUUUUUUAUGGAGAUUCAAAAUUAUAUUGCUUUAGCAAAGCA